UCUUGAAGUGGACUAGGCGACAAAAUCAGUUCAAAGUCAGUCAGCCUGCUGGAGCCUGGGAGCGGGAUAAGAAGACCACGCGGACACAGCGUAUUAGAAAAGGGGAAGAGAGUGGAACUGCACAGAAGAGGUGCGACUGCGGUGGGCUGCAGUGUUUUGGUCGGGCAGUUGAGUCGGCUCUGCAAUCUGAUCCAGCCACGGUGCUUUCCGGUGGCAACAGCGGGCCUGCUUCGGUGCUGAGAAGAAUCGGACAGCCUACCGUGCAGAGAAAGGCAAGAUAGCAUCCAUGGCCUCCUCGUUUAUCUCCUCUUCCAACUCGCGUUCAGCCGCGUCUUAUUUUCAAGAGCGCGCCGAAGAUGCGGCGGACGCACUGCGCGAUCUCAUCGGCCGCUCUACAGGCGGGUUAGCGGGCGCUGGCAGUAGCAGUGGUGGCAGAGGUGCUGCAGCUGCAUUUGGAGGUGGAACUUCUAGCUCAAGGUACCUUGAUAUAGCCGAGGAAAAGGUCGCACUAAUUGGUGCGCAGAUCAAUGCUACCUCCACCGAUGUCCAACUUGAUGGGCUCAGGCGCAUUGUCGCGGUGAGAAUGAUCUCGAUAGGACGCGAUGCUUCUUCAUUCCUCCCUGGUGCCCUGAAGCUGACCUCGUCCUCUUCUCUCGAAGUGCGCAAGCUGGUGUAUAUCAUCAUCCUCACCUACGCGCGUUCUUCAGUGGAGGCCGAGGAUUUAACGCUCCUGUCCAUCAACUCGUUCCAGCGGGAUUCUAUGGACAGCAGCCCCUUGAUCCGCGGUAUGGCCAUACGCGUUCUCACCGGGUUGCGGAACCCACUUGUACAUGCUGUCGUGGAGAUGAGCGUGCGCAGGGCGGCGAGGGACAGCAGUGCGUACGUCAGGAAGAUCACUGCGCUUGCGCUGCCCAGAUGCGUCGACUUCUACCCAUCUACUUUCGACUCGCAUCUCCAGUCCCUUGCAACACUGCUCGGGGAUCGGUCUCCGCAGGUGAUCGGCGCAGCACUUGUUGCCUUUCAGCGCAUCUUCAGACAGCCCCUUCAACUCCACAAAGAGGAUGAUCACGGUGCGAACCAUACAGCACAAUCAGGCGGCGCUUCAUCAUCAUCGUCGUCACAGUUGAGUCAGCGCUGGGAGCUAAUCCACCCGCACUUUCGACGCAUGUGCCAUGCAUUAGCUGACAUGAACGAGUGGAGCCAAAUCAUGGCGUGUGAGGUUUUGCUGCACUACGCGCGGGAAUGUUUCGAGAUGCCCGUUGACAUGGCAGCCGAAGUAGAGCGACGUGACGCAGAAAGCCAAGAGAAGCAGGCACUGAAAGGAAACAGACCAGACAGACGGAGAUGCGAGCCCGAUCUCUCGCUGCUUGUGCACAAGUCGCGCAUGCUGUUCGCCUCACGCAACCCAGCCGUCGUGCUCGCAGCGGCGCGACUGCAUUACUACUUGCUGCCAAGUAGCAGCGUCAGCCAAGCACAGAAACCCCAUGUACAAGCACCGCUCGUCAACGCCCUUCUUGCACUCAUUUCACCUGGAAGGGCAGAGGACCGGGACACGGUGCUUGUCGCGCUAUACAAUAUUUUAUGGCUGCUCAAUGGCGGCAGCGCACGGCCCCUCGACCCGGUUGACAUGUUCUCUGCAAACCCUAGCUCUCAUACACAGGACAAUGACUUGAGAGCAAGGAAAAGGAGAGAACAAGCAAAGACCUACCAAAAACUCUUCGCGCCAUACGUUACGGCCUUCCUGCCACGAUCAGAUUGCGCACGCUCCAAGCUCGCACCGGGCUCAUUGCCGCUUGCGCUACUCGCUACUUCGUCCUACUCGUCCUCUGGCCCAGGCUUGAGUGGCUUUGGACUUGGCAGCAGCAGCGGUAACGGUGCAGGGGGGCUGCUGGAAGUGGCCACGUCAACAGUAGCUGCUGCUGCUGCUGUUUCAUCGUCUGCAACCUCGAGUGCAAUCGCGACAAGCACUUCAUCAUCAACGUUAAUGGCGACGACGACAUUAGCGAGCAGCACAGCAACGAGCGCCAUUUUUCACCUGAAACUGGCGGUGCUCGCGCGUCUUGCUAGGCCAGAGAACGCGCGCUACCUCAUCGAGGAGCUGGAGGAGAUUGCAAGAUGGGAGUACAAGGACGAUCGCGCCGAACGCGCGCUGGAUGUGUUGUGCGAGGUGCUGGAUCGACUUGCGGCGAAAGAACUAGGGCGACAGGAAGCGCAGGAACGAAUUCAAGGUCAAGGGCCUGCGGGCGAAACUGAUCGAUUGGGCAUCGAGGCGCGCCUAACGGAACUUGCCCUCUCCAUCCUCUCUGAUGUCUCCAGCGCGCGUUGGACAGUCAGCGCGCAAGGCGGUGCGCGAGGGAAUCAUCGACAGCAGCGGGGCGAGCAGAGAAGGAAGGAAGAUCGCGAGCAUCCGAUGCCCGUACGCGCUCGUGUUAUCAUCGGUGCUGUGAAGCUGCUUGUCACUGUGCUCAAGGUGAAAGGCAAGGCAUUACAAACCUUGCUGCGCCGAACGAAGAAGGAACCGUUGGUAGCUCCGCCGGAAGCGAACAAGGCGCCGGGAACAGGUGACAACAAGGAGAGAGGCAAGGAAGUGGAAAAAGACGUGGGCAAGCCGAAAGCGGGGUCAGAUGGUGGUAUCUCGCAAGCAGCGGCCGAGCUGCAAUUGGAUAUGUUCGAUAUACUACAACGCGCAGCCGACCUGCUUUAUACAAGUGGAGAUGCUCCAGCGCCUGCUCGUCAACGGCCAGAUACUGCAAGUCCCACCCCGCCGGUACAGCCGACGCGCAAGCUCAAGCUCGUGGGGAAGCGCAAUGUCACAGGUGCGCACGAACGCCAUGCGCUCUUUUGGGCGCUGGGUGAAUUCUGCAGGAUUAUCGUUGAGGUCGAUUGGACCGAUGCAGAAGUCGAAGGGCAGGCGGAGACGGAGGCGCGGCCGAAGAAAGGAGCGCAGUCGACCAAAGUUGUCUGGAAAAGCGCAGCGGAGCUGCUUGGCGUAGAUGUUUUGAGGAAAGCGAGCGGUCAUUUUGGCAAGGAGCCCGCUCGUGCAAAGCUGGCCAUCAUCACGCUCGCCGCAAAGGUGUGGGCAUUUUUACAGACAAGAGAGACAGUUUGCGAGCCUGGAACCAACGAGGAGGUGACGCGCUACGCGGAGAGCAUUUUGCAGCAGGCUUCGCGAGAUGCGAACCUUGAUCUGCAAGCGCACGCUAGGCGCUACUUGGCCAUGAUGGUGGCUAUUACAGCGAGCAGCUCUAGUGGCGGAGAAUCGGAAGAGGAGACGUCUGCGCCGGCGACGAUGAUUCCACAGCUCGCCCCCACGCCUGGAGACUUGAUCAAAGUACUUUUCGUCGCUGAUGCCGAGCAGGUCCUGCUGAAAAGCCAGAGCUCCGACUCGUCAUCGUACCCUGCCCUUGUGGCCGCGUCAUCCGUGAAUGACAUUGUGUAUGGGGGCAUAGAUGAAGAAGAAGAAGCGGAGUUCGGAAGCCUCGCACUCGCGCUCGGAAGCCGAAGGCUUGGUGACAUCAGGAGUGCGCGCAUCCCCAAGUGGGCCGCACCAGGCACCGGCAUAGCCUCUAGCAAACGUGACCCGCCUUCGCUCGUACCAGAUAAGGAAGAAUUCGCUUCUGGAUCAAAAGUCUUCGUCAGCUCCCUUGGUGGUACGAGACCCAACUGUACACCGGCAGUUCCUUUGCGGUCAGCAUCAGCGUACGAUUAUGUUGUCGAGGGUGAAGGCGAAGAGUUGCCGCGAGCCGCCAAAAUAGGCAACACACCAUCUCUUGUGCCAACAGCUACUGUAGCAGCCUCGUCGGCAUAUUCUAGUCGUGCUGCCAGCCCAUUUGCGCAGUCGACGGUGAGUGCACGGCCGAUGAACCCAAAGUACCAAGACUUGGACUCAUUUCUCGACGAGGAAGUAGCCGAGCCGCCGAUUGUUCAGCUGCCGCUGGCUCCUUCUGCCCAGUUUGAGUCGCUGUCCAUUCUGCAACAACCCGCGCCACAGGAUGAAGAAUACCGAGAUGAGUACGAUGAGGAUGACUUCGAAGAGGUGGAGGAUGAACCAAAUGCGAACGAGGUGGCCUUCGCCUCCAGUCAUUACACCUUGUCGGAUGGAAGGCAGUACAGAGGUGAGCCAGAGCCGGAUAGUGAUGAUUACGAAGAGGAGGAUGCAGGACAGAGCAGGUCCAUCGCUACUCAUGCUUUGCUGCCGGAAGAGGACAAUGCCUGGGCAUCUUAGGUGUAUUUUACUUCACAUGAAGCAACCAACGCACAUGCCAUUGAUCGCUGGCCUCACACCUACUCUCGGUCCACCCGGAUCCAUAUGCACUCUACCAUACACCCAUGGUGCCCCUCAUGCGCUUGCA
Messenger RNA from Tilletiaria anomala UBC 951, 4352 nucleotides. Its product is annotated as ARM repeat-containing protein. The transcript has 4 exons. Lineage: Eukaryota; Fungi; Basidiomycota; Exobasidiomycetes; Georgefischeriales; Tilletiariaceae. The record is from RefSeq and is a predicted model, not a curated record. Gene Ontology annotation, cellular component: membrane coat. Gene Ontology annotation, biological process: intracellular protein transport; vesicle-mediated transport. Bases 287 to 4225 code for a protein of 1312 amino acids.